This is a messenger RNA of Exophiala mesophila, 1626 nucleotides long. RefSeq lists its product as uncharacterized. The record is from RefSeq and is a predicted model, not a curated record. Gene Ontology annotation, molecular function: tRNA binding. The transcript has a single exon. Lineage: Eukaryota; Fungi; Ascomycota; Eurotiomycetes; Chaetothyriales; Herpotrichiellaceae. The coding region runs from base 43 to 1494 and encodes 483 amino acids. Gene Ontology annotation, biological process: tRNA N1-guanine methylation. Gene Ontology annotation, cellular component: nucleus.
GAUCACAGUCUAGAGCUCCCUAGUCCGUGGAUUCGGGCAAAUAUGGACCUAGACGAACGCCCAAGCAAGGUCAGAAAGGUCGGAACAGCGGAGGGAGCUGGGACUGACCUCGAGGCAGACGCACCUCUGUUGACCAAAGUCAUACCGCCCAGUGAUACUCAGGAAGCUGCUCAUGCGCCGGCAGGCCCGUUGAAGAGCGAACCGUCCGAUGAGAACGACUCAGAUGCACGACUUCAAACAUCAGACUCAGCAAAAACCAAUGGCGCCUCACUCGAGUCCACAACUCAAACCGCCAAUGGCGAACCUGACAAACCCAUGUCCAAAAAUCAACUGAAGAAACAGCGCAAGCGUGAAGCGUGGGAGGCCGGGCGACCAGCGCGAAAAGAGAAACGAAAGCAGAAGCUAUUAUCCCGAAAACAACGAAGAAGAGAGGCGCGAGAUGAAGCUUCACACUUGGAACAAUCCCAGGGCGGAGAAGAUAGCGAGGUACAAGGCGACCAGGCUCAGCAGCAGCGGCAGCAGCAAGACCAAAUCAGUCGUCGGGCCCAUAGGCGGCGCCAGCAUGUCAUCUUACCUGUGACCAUAAUCAUCGACUGUGGCUUUGACGACCUCAUGACAGAAAAAGAAAGAAUUUCCCUCGGUUCGCAACUCACUCGCUCAUACUCGGACAAUUCUCGAGCACAGUUCCAAACGAAUCUCGUCAUUAGCUCUUGGGGCGGGCUCCUGAAAGAACGAUUUGACACCAUUCUCGCCAAGAAUUACUUGAAUUGGAGAGGUGUGACAUUUGAUCCAGAAAACUUUGCAGUUGCAGCGGAAAAAGCAAAAGAGACGAUGAAGGGAAGUAGCGGCGGAGACUUGAAGGGCAUCUUUAAAUCACUAGCUGCAGAAGCCGACGAGGAGUCGAAGCAAAAUAAUGGCUCUGGGGAGUCUGAUCCCCCUCGCACAGACAAGUCGGACCAUCCUUCAGACUCAGCACAACCGGAUCCUGCGCUCGCUCAACCCACUCCACAUGAAGCAUCAGAACCUCAACCGAUAUCUUCUGCGCGCCAACAGGAACUCCAAGAUCAAGGCGAAAUCGUCUAUCUGACCUCCGACUCUGACUAUACUCUCACGACACUGAAGCCCUAUUCGACUUAUAUCGUUGGCGGCCUAGUCGACAAGAACAGACACAAGGGAAUCUGCUAUCGGACGGCCCUUAAACAUAACAUCAAGACCGCCAAAUUGCCCAUUGGCGAAUACAUGGAAAUGACGAGUCGCAAGGUGCUGGCGACCAACCACGUUGUGGAGAUCAUGGUUCGAUUUCUCGAAUGUGGAGAUUGGGGUGAGAGUUUCAUGCAGGUCAUUCCCAAGCGAAAAGGUGGUAAACUUCGCAGUGUAUCCGAAGAUGCGAACGUCCAAGGCGUUGAGGAUGGUGACGAUAAUGAUGAACAACGCAAUGGCGAUGACGGCGAAGAUGACGAUGAAAGCGUCGACGAAGAGGACCAUGCAAAUUAAGGCAUGCAAGAUUGCCGUGGCAAUUAGAUUCAUAAAGUGCGCUUGAUCUGGAAGCCCAGACUUGAGAGGCGCUGCAGAAAGGUAAGAUGAUAUUAUGAUAUUCACGCAUACUAGCAAGCGGGUCGUUCAUAU